UCCCUCGACGAACGUCACUGGUGCUUCCGUCUUGGCCGGCAGCUUGCGGGAACCACCAGUCGGGUUUCGUAUCUCGCCGGCGAUGCACACCACCCUCAACCCUUGGUGAAAAGUAUCCCUUUCCUCGACUGAUCGACCAGUUCGCGAUGGAUGGCCAACGCGCGCUCCUCUGACGCCCACCGCAGUUGGACAGUGAUUGCUUUGUGAAUACUUUGUGAUUACCUCGGUAAUAACCGCUCGCUCGACGGCUGAGAAUCCCAGUGGUUGUACAAAUUUGUGCGCUUAACAAGACAUUACUGUACCCAUUGACACGGAUUACACAACCCUUGGUUCUCAGCGAGCUGGUGGAGUGUAUCUCGCGUUUAAACUCACGGUACCGAGGUGUGCGGUAGCAGAGUCGUCCUGGCGCGAUGAGAUCGAGGACUUUCGACUGAGCCAGGGUAGAAACUAUUGGCAAAGCCAUGGUGGACAAACUGCACGAGUACGAGGGCUUCGCAGGCAGGGUCCACGAUGUCCGUGACAAGAUCAAGGAGAGGUGGGAGGUCUGGAAGGAGUGGAAACAAGGGAUACCCACGGACCAGGGUAUCGAAGGCUUCUUGAAUCAUCUUCGAGGUCCUCCGAAGUUGGAGAGGACGUUGGACGAUUACGCUCAUGUCUACAGGAAGAAGACACGAGGAGAACUGGUCCGUGUGUCCGCAGCGGUGAUGGGAAUAGAGUUCUCAUAUGCGGCCGAGACAGCAUUCGUUUCACCUACCCUCUUAAAGAUAGGGGUGGAUCAUCAGCACAUGACGCUCGUUUGGGCACUGAGUCCUCUCAUUGGGUUCUUCGUCACGCCCAUUCUGGGAAGCUUGAGCGACAGGUGCAGGCUGAAGUACGGAAGGAGGAGACCCUUCAUCAUGCUACUGGCCAUCGGGGUGUUAAUAGGGUUGAUAUUGGUCCCAAAUGGAGAGGACAUGGGUUACGCUUUCGGCGACACGCCCUCCCAUGGGGCCAACUAUACAGUUCCACUUGGUCAUCGAACCACGGCCAAACAAGGGAAGGAGGAGUCGGUGAAGCCACCAUCCCACUCUUGGGGGAUCUUCUUCACGAUUUUGGGCACGGUUCUUCUUGACUUCGACGCUGACGCUUGUCAGAGCCCAGCUAGGGCUUACUUACUCGACGUCACUACACCUGAGGACCACGCCAAGGGUCUGAGCACGUUCACUAUAAUGGCGGGCUUAGGAGGCUUCAUGGGAUACGGAUUGGGCGGUAUUAACUGGGACGCCACGGCGAUAGGAGUCAUGCUGGGCGGACAUCUCCACGCGACGUUCACUUUAAUUACCAUCAUCUUCAUCAUCUGCGUGUUUUGCACCAUCACCAGCUUCAAGGAGAUACCUCUGGAGCUGCUGGAGAGAGACGAGUACCAGCAGUUGCACGAGCAAAUGUUAGCCAACGAGGGCAAGGAGGACGAGCAGAAGGAGCACGAUAAAAUAACAACGGAUGAGUCCGUGUCUUAUGGGACCCUGGACAACGAACAAGAUGUCGCCACGAAGAAGGAUGAAUUCGUCCUGAAGCCCCUUCCAGUGAAGGAACCCGAGAGAAGACCUGGCCAAGUGCCCAUGAUACCGGAUGUCACAGCUCGCGAGAACUAUGGCGACAAGCCCGACCUCGAGGAGAGCGGCGAGAAUUCUAAGGUUACUUUGCAGGAAUAUCUUCUUUCCAUCGUGUACAUGCCUCACAGCCUGCGCAUGGUGUGCCUGACGAACCUCUUCUGCUGGAUGGCUCACGUCUGCUACUCACUGUACUUCACGGAUUUCGUCGGGGAGGCCGUUUAUGGCGGCAAUCCGCAGGCUCCGGACGGCAGCAAAGAACGAGAAUUAUACGAAAGCGGCGUCCGUUUUGGCUGUUGGGGAAUGUCCAUGUACUCGCUUUCGUGUUCGUGUUACUCGCUGGUCAUCGAGAAGCUGAUAGAACGCUACAAAGCUCGAAGGGUUUACAUUUGCGGCCUGCUGUUCUACAGCACCGGUAUGAUGAUGAUGGCGCUGACCAAACAUCCCGUGGGAGUGAUCAUAUUCUCCUGGACUGCGGGAGUCAUGUACUCGACGUUAUUCACUAUGCCGUACUUGCUGGUUGCACAUUAUCACGCUUCGUCAACGUUCGAGGUGACAGCCGAGGGAGAAGCCAUUCAAAGCGAAGGAGUGCGCGGCCUUGGGACCGACGUUGCCAUCGUUUCCUCCAUGGUCUUCCUGGCUCAAUUCUUGCUCUCGUGUUGUUUAGGCACGAUCGUUAGUCACGCAGGAACCACCACGGCGGUGGUGUGCGUGGCGAGCACCCUAGCAGCUUGUGGAGCCAUUUCUGCGACGCAGGUCAUGUAUCUGGAUCUCUGAACUCGAUUCGGAUAAGAGAGACACACAGCUCAACGGUAAUCUUGUUUGUUCUUCCCCUCGACGUCGAUGUAUAGUUGGUGGAAGAAACGUGACGUGAUAUUUCAGGUUAUGUCGAGAAAUAAGUUUGUUAACCCAUUGUCUACCAAUGUUCUAUUUAGAAACACCAUACAGAGAAAACGUAUGAUAAUACUUUCUUGAUAGUAUUUAAAUUUCGAUUUCAUUUUACAAUGUUCACGCAAAACAAAUUGAAUUACUUUAUAAUUUCAAUCAGUCUUUUGGUUUAUAACCAGUCUACGAAUUUAACUUAAUAUCGUAUUUUAUGACUCAUUCGUGAAAACAAGUGCUUAUUCGUGUAAUAAGAAUACCGUGUUAACGAUGCACAAAUAAUGGCGCCAUGUAUUUAUAACACGCCGUGAAGUUGCAAACUUUGUGUCGUCAAAGGAAACUUGUAAAUAAAUGUACCUUGUAUAAACGCAAUAGAA
Hylaeus volcanicus is the source of this 2848-nucleotide messenger RNA. RefSeq names its product proton-associated sugar transporter A (gene lovit). Gene Ontology annotation, cellular component: membrane. Bases 462 to 2366 code for a protein of 634 amino acids. The transcript has 10 exons. The record is from RefSeq and is a predicted model, not a curated record. Gene Ontology annotation, molecular function: sucrose:proton symporter activity. NCBI's taxonomy places the organism in Eukaryota, Metazoa, Arthropoda, Insecta, Hymenoptera, Colletidae.